CUCCAGCAUCGGGCCUUCCUUUUCCCCAACAUUGAAACUGCCAUGUGCACCUGUAACCUAGUGGAAUUUAAUUGUUUCCCCUCUGGAAUUCCAUCAAUCAUCAAAACUUACCUAGUUUAAACCAACUAAAUUUAUUCAUCCAGGCUCCGUUCAAUCAGGACCAUAAUUCGACUUGCUCCCCCAGCUCAAUAAGACAGAUCUUUGUGGGUUUUCGAGCCAGACCCCCUUUCUAACUUGGCAUUAGUGGUUAACGGGGCGAAAACGGGGCUCGUCUGUCUUAUCGGAGCCAUCAAUCAAUCUGUCUGUCGUCAUCGAUCGAAAAUUCCCAGCACAAGCAAGCCCUCUUGUGAAGCCCAGUUUUUGCGCCUCGGAUUCGACGAGCACGAUUUACUUUUUAUUUUCUUAUUUAGUGUAGUCGCCUCCGGUUCGCCCACAAUGUCUUGGGAACUCACCCGGCGCCGCUUUUCUCGAGCAGUCAAUAGCAAAUUCAUAUUCGAUCGCAUCCCUCUUCUUCAUGCUGUUAUAUUCUUUAUCGAGAUGGUUAUCGUCGCGCGCUUGGUGUCGCGUUUUAACGCCUACUACGAUGAACGGCCAGUCCUUACAAUGAUGGUAACGAACGCCGUCCUUGGAGGUAUUGCCGAUACAGUAGCCCAGACCAUCACAUCCGUCCGAGAACGAGCCCUGCGAAAGCCCGGCGGCAUUACAAAAGAUGAUACGGUAGCGAUAGAGAUCCACGAGCUAGAUCGCAAGAACCCUUGGAACGAACGAGAUCUGAUUCCGGAUUCUAAGAUUCUCCCACCUCCCUUUGACUUCGAGCGACUGACGAGGUUCAUGGCGUACGGUUUCGGCAUGGCUCCUCUACAAUACAAGUGGUUUAGCUUCCUCUCACGGGCGUUCCCUAUCACGAAGACGAGCGCAUUCGCUCCGGCGAUGAAGCGGGUGGCUUUCGACCAGUUAAUCUUUGCCCCAUUCGGUAUCGCUUGUUUCUUUACAGUCAUGACCGUAGCGGAAGGGGGUGGUCGUAGGGCAGUCGCCCAUAAGCUCAGGGACAUGUACAUCCCAACUCUGAAGGCGAACUUCAUGAUUUGGCCUGCUGUACAGGUCAUCAACUUUAGGUUAAUGCCGGUUCAGUUCCAGCUACCUUUCGUCUCUACCAUCGGUAUCGCUUGGACCGCAUACCUUUCACUGACGAAUGCUUCCGAGGAGGCUGAGCAAAAGGCCGCUCCUUACUCCCCUAACAUUCGUCUUUAGUAAACUAUCGAUCCUUGUGGAAAAGACUACUAGAAUCUUCCUUCGCUGUAUAUCAAAUUCGUUGAGACGAUGUGUCGGCAGGCGUUACGGCGUCAAAGAGCGUGGUCUGUGGGUUAAUCGAUAUAACCGAUAUUAGAUGGGUAUUGGAUAGGCGCAUUCAUUCUUUGGGUUGAAAAUAUAGGGUCAGCGGCUUGGGUAUAACCUUGUACUUACGUACUUUUGAGUAGAUGCAAGAAUGAGUAUAUGCAAGAAACCAGAAGUAUCAUCUGCAUGCGUGUCUCAACUGGAGAAUAUUAUUGGAUAAUACAUACAAGGAAAACAUCACAUAUGUAUUAUCAAAUAAAACCACAAUACGAUAGACUAUUGUCAUGGCCUACGUCGUUAUAAGGAGAUAUGAUCCAAUAAUUUAUCAGUAAGGCUAAAGGAGAAAAAUAAGUCGACAAAUCAUGGCACCACAUAUUGAACAUUUUGCCCAAGUCAACGGAGGAUCGCGUCUUCAGCUACUCAAAGGGCGGCAACCUCCUAUAGACCGUCCGAAAGGCCAAUGUAUUAAACCACUAAAUUGUCUAGUGCGGUUACAUGCUUG
Molecule: messenger RNA, 1837 nt
Organism: Daldinia decipiens
Lineage: Eukaryota; Fungi; Ascomycota; Sordariomycetes; Xylariales; Hypoxylaceae
Product: Mpv17/PMP22 family protein
Exons: 4
Coding region: 436-1251 (271 amino acids)
Cellular component (GO): membrane; cytoplasm
Source: RefSeq, a predicted model, not a curated record